Trichoderma asperellum CBS 433.97 is the source of this 3859-nucleotide messenger RNA. RefSeq lists its product as uncharacterized. Gene Ontology annotation, molecular function: ATP-dependent chromatin remodeler activity; ATP binding. The record is from RefSeq and is a predicted model, not a curated record. Gene Ontology annotation, cellular component: nucleus. NCBI's taxonomy places the organism in Eukaryota, Fungi, Ascomycota, Sordariomycetes, Hypocreales, Hypocreaceae. Gene Ontology annotation, biological process: transcription-coupled nucleotide-excision repair.
GAUUUUUUCACUUUUCUGCAUCUUCAUCACAGUUCUCUGAACUUUUAUUUCGUCACAAAAAACUGCAGUAAAAGGACAUGGCAUAAUGGUCCAAGGGUGAAAAAAAGUUUCGGCAGGCCCGGACAUAGAAUUUCCACUCGUCAGCACGUCGAUUUCGUCGCAACCGUGAGCUCCUUGGCAUCUCAGGCAUUGUGGAGCCCUCGCGGCUGGCGAUUAUUGGAAAGGCAAACAUCAUGGAUUCUGAAAGUGAGAUGGAAAGAAACGACGAUGGCGACGGCCGCAGUGCCUUAAACAGCGAAAUGAUGGCGGCUGCUCAAAAUGAGUCGACGCCAAAUCCCGACGCUGAAGAUCAAACACCCAUCGGGAUUAGUGAAGAAGAUGCGUUGAAGAAUCUUUCUGGGACCGUGAGAGACCAGUCUGAACUAGAACGGGACAUUACCAUGCAGGCCAAUGCGGCACUGAUGGAGGCUGAAGACCAGAAAGAUCGUAAUCGGAUAGUCAAAUUGGAGCUGACUCGGGACCGGCUUAAAUCACAGCUUGACAAGGACAAGAAGCGUUUGGAAAAAGCUGCUGGAAAUCCAUACCAGUCUCGAACCAUACAAAAUGAGAUAACCAAGCUCGAACAAGAAAUCAGCCAAGCUACCCUAGAUAUCGCUGAUUUCGAAUCGCGAAUGCAGAAACGACACCAGGAAGAUCCAUUACAUAACAUAAGCCAGACCAAGUCUAAUAAACUGCCUGGAGAAAGUAAUCGUGAAUACCUCAUCCGAACUGGAAAGAUCACCCCAUUCUCCAAGCUCGGAGGAUCGCGCCCUGCCGGUAUCGAGGGCCAAUUGGCCGACACUCUCUUAGACGCUGAAGAAGAGGCUGCUGCUGAGCAACUUGGCAAUGAGGCUGGUGAAGGGCCGCAGUCUCACCAGCUACUGCGACGCCCUGGGUUUGCUGAAGAAGAAACACCGCCACCGGCGCCAAAGACAACUGCAGUUGAAGCUGAGUUCUCACUUCGACCGCGGAAGAAGAGAAAGGUGCAAAGAGAAACUGAGCGCGAGCCAUCUGCGGAUUUUCAACCGGAAGAUACGUCUGGCUCAGAAUCCCUCGAUUCGGCUAUGUGGCAGCAGACAACGGAAGAUGACCUUGUUCGCCAACAACGUCGAAAAGCUAAAAUAAAAGAAAAGGCCGCUGAGCAAGAUGAAAUCGAUCUUAGUAAGAUUGAUGACGGGAACGAAGCUCAUUAUAAAAGGCGACUUAAGGACUGGGUUGACCGAAGAGGCCGAGCGAGGCGAGCCAAACGUCAAACCGAAUCCGCUACGCACCCCGAAGAUAGUGAUGACGAUGAAAAGGAGUGGUUUAAGCCAGCUCCUGGAGUUGCGGACCAUUAUUUUACCGACGAUCUUAAACUUCCAGGCGACAUCUACCCGUCGCUGUUUGGAUACCAAAAGACAGGCGUACAAUGGCUAGCUGAGCUGUAUAAGCAGAGCGUUGGAGGGAUCAUCGGAGACGAAAUGGGUCUUGGUAAAACUGUCCAGCUUAUUGCGUUCAUCGCUGCUCUGCACUACAGCAAAAAGCUCAAGAAGCCAGUCAUUGUAGUCGCUCCAGCUACGCUCCUUCGCCAGUGGGUAAGCGAAUUCCAUCGCUGGUGGCCACCUCUGCGUGUCUCCAUUUUGCACUCGUCUGGCAGUGGAAUGCUUAACCCUACUGCGGAAGACGAGUACGACGUGGAGCAUUUUAGCCCAAUGGCAACCAAAUCCGAAAAGGCUGCAAGAAGAAUUGUUAGAGGAGUAGUCCAGAAAGGCCAUGUCUUGGUUACGACGUACACUGGCCUUCAAACCUAUGCUGACGAAUUAUUGCACGUUGAAUGGGAAUAUGCUGUUCUCGACGAAGGCCAUAAAAUCCGAAAUCCAAAUGCUGAAAUUACCGUUACUUGCAAAGAGCUUAACACGCCCAACCGAGUCAUUCUAUCCGGAACUCCAGUCCAAAACAACUUGACAGAGCUUUGGUCACUCUUCGACUUCAUCUAUCCGAUGCGUUUAGGAACUCUUGUCAACUUUAAACAACAAUUCGAGAUUCCUAUUCGACAAGGAGGUUAUGCGAACGCGUCGAAUUUACAAGUAAUGACUGCUGAGAAAUGCGCUGAGGCAUUGAAAGAGACAAUUAGCGAGUAUUUGCUUCAGCGACUGAAAGUCGACGUAGCUGCAGAUCUUCCCGAAAAGACAGAGCAAGUUUUGUUCUGCAAGUUGACAGAAAGCCAACGCAAAGCAUAUGAGAGAUUCAUUGGCUCUGAUGAAGUUGCUGCCAUCUUGAAUAGGAAGCGCCAAUCGCUCUAUGGGAUCGAUAUCCUUCGCAAGAUUUGCAAUCACCCCGACCUGCUUGACAAGUCUCUUUCGAGCAAGCCCGGCUACGACUAUGGAAAUCCGAAAUUGUCUGCAAAAUUGCAGCUCACUAAAGAUCUACUGCAAAAAGUGAUGAUACCAAACGGACACAAGAUGUUGUUAUUUUCGCAAGGCAAACAGAUGCUCAAUAUAAUUGAGAAAUGUAUGAGAGAAUGCAGAAUCUCUUACUUGAGAAUGGAUGGCGAAACACCCAUCGAUCAAAGACAACCGAUGAUUGACAAGUUCAACACUGAUCCCGGCAUUCACGUAUUUCUCAUGACUACCAGAACUGGAGGACUGGGAACUAACCUUACCGGCGCUGACCGAAUCAUCAUCUUCGACCCAGACUGGAAUCCUUCCACUGAUUUGCAAGCCCGAGAGCGAGCUUGGAGAUUGGGCCAGAGCAAACCUGUGAAGAUUUACCGACUAAUGACUGAGGGCACAAUCGAAGAGAAAAUUUAUCAUCGCCAAAUCUUUAAGCAAUUUAUGACAAACAAAGUACUCAAGGAUCCGAAGCAGCGAAGUUCUUACGACCUCUCAGACCUUUACGACUUAUUUACCUUUGACAAGAAUACAGAUGCUGCGGCGGCAAGAAGCGAAGUCUUCAAAGGGGCAGAGGUAAACUUGAAGAAGAAUGCAAAUAACUCUGAUGCGAAGACAUUGAUGCCCAUUGGGAAGAUGGGCAAGGUUAAAAAUGAGGGCGAGCUGAAGAAUCUAGAUCUAGUCGCUGCCAUGGAAGAAGUCAAAGAAGACCCAUCUGUUCACGAAGAGAAGCGUAUGCUGGAGGGUAUCUUUGCGCGAUCCGUCAACAGCGCCUACGACCAUGAACAGAUUGUCAAUGGGCCGCAGAAGAUGAAGGCCGAUAUGGCUGUUCUUCGCCAGGAGGCAAACAUGGUUGCUCGACAGGCCGCUGCUCAUCUUCGACAUUCAAGAGAGGAAGCUCGCCGAGUGCCAAUUGGUACAGUGACAUGGACUGGCGAGGUUGGCACAGGUGGUCGACCGGGCGGGAACCGUCGUCGCGGCGGUCCAAGUUCAGCAGGUAUCAUGAGUAACCUUGCCGACCGUCAAGGCUUGGACAGCGGCAGCAGCUCUCGAUCAGGAACGCCUGGAGUUGACAAGAACUUGAAGGCGAAGGAUUUCAUUCCAAUGAUUAAGACUUUUAUCAAUCGACAGGGAGGCAAAGUCCCGAGCAAGAUGUUGGUGGACCAUUUCAAUCCUUAUUGCCCUGGAAAGAAGCAGAGCGAUGAGUUUAAGGCCGCGCUGGAGACGGUUGGAGUGUUGAACCGGGUGAGCAGCACGGGGAGGGGUAUGUGGUCAUUGAAACCAGGAUUCAAGUGAACCUUACGAUUUUUUAAUACUCUGGAGAACUUGACAUGCUUUCAAUACUCUAAUUUGACAUUAAGCGAGGAGUUUAGGUUUAUUUCAUUAGGAGAACUGAGAUACUAUACCGGAUGCUAGAAAGAGGAUUUAAAUAGAGCUAAUCAUAUACUGCU